Molecule: messenger RNA, 2048 nt
Organism: Brienomyrus brachyistius
Lineage: Eukaryota; Metazoa; Chordata; Actinopteri; Osteoglossiformes; Mormyridae
Gene: trub1
Product: TruB pseudouridine (psi) synthase family member 1
Exons: 8
Coding region: 53-1018 (321 amino acids)
Biological process (GO): mRNA pseudouridine synthesis; tRNA modification
Cellular component (GO): mitochondrion
Molecular function (GO): RNA binding; pseudouridine synthase activity
Source: RefSeq, a predicted model, not a curated record
CCCCAGCAACGAUAAUUUUCGUCAUACAUUUGCGCCACUACAAUCAGCAAGCAUGGCUGCGGUAGUGACGGGCACAGUAUCUCAAAGAGCCCCGCUGUCCAAGUUGCAGUCUUUAAAUGGACUUUUUGCAGUUUAUAAAAAACAAGGACCCACAUCGGCUGACGUGUUAAAUAGGCUGAAAGAGAAACUUCUAGAAGAGGUGGGUGAGAAGCAUCAGAACCCCCGCAAGAGGAAGAAGGCACUUAUUAAAAUGGGCCACGGCGGGACGCUGGACAGCGCUGCCUCUGGCGUUCUCGUGGUUGGGAUUGGCAGCGGGACCAAAAUGUUAACCACCAUGCUGACAGGUUCCAAGAAGUAUACUGCUGUGGGAGAGCUUGGGAAGGCCACAGACACGCUGGACGCCACAGGAACUGUCACCCAGGAGAACAGCUUCGAGCACAUCACCAGAGAGGACAUGGAAGAGAAACUGAAGAAGUUCACCGGAGAGAUCAUGCAGGUCCCACCGCUAUAUUCGGCCCUAAAGAGGAACGGACAGCGACUCUCUGUCCUGCUAAAGCAGGGUCAGAAGGUGGAGGCAAAGCCAGCUCGGCCAGUGACAGUGCACCAACUGAGCCUGAUGGAGUUCAGUCCCCCUCUCUUUACCCUGGACAUUGAAUGUGGUGGUGGUUUCUAUGUCAGGAGUUUGGUGGAUGAUCUUGGUAAAGAGCUGUCCUCAAGUGCACAUGUCAGGGAACUGACACGCACCAAGCAGGGGCAGUUCACCCUGGAACAUGCCCUGCUUGAGGAGCAUUGGACUGUGGAGCACAUCUCCCACUCGCUGCAGGAACCUCCAGGCCUCCCGGCUGCCAGUGAUGGCUCCAGGGAUAUGGAGACGGACCUUUACCCUGCUGUCAGACCAGAGAGUGACCGUGAGGAACCAGCCAGCAGCUCCAGACAUCCUGAGAGAGAACCCCAUCCAGAUACUGGAGCACAGAGUGAGGCUGGAGGCCUACCAAGCAGGGAGACGAAUUUAGCUUGAAGAACUGUCAUGUCCAGAAAUCCCAGAAUUCCAGGCUUUCUGGGAAAUGGUUGUUUUCAGGGAAACCUGUGCUCUCCACUGUUUGACCUUGCUGGUGUUGAGGUCUGAGGGUGAGGUGCUCGGGUGGGUUACCGAAAACCACAGCGAGUGUGCAUGUGUCCGAUCUCCCAGCAUGCUGCACUGCAGGUGACAUGUGGCUCAGAAGGUUUACACUCUGCCCUAAUGCCAGUUAAAAUCCCAGGCUGGGCAGAGUGACGUCACCGUUGCCCCCUGAGAAAGGCCCUAAACCCCUGACUGGUACAGGAACUGGUUCACCCUAUUUUUUCACUCGUAUUUUGCUUUGGAUAAAAGCUUUUGCUAAAUAAGUAAAAUGUAAAAGCGUCAGACACAGUAUGAGUGUCUCUUCGGUUUUUGUGUGGCUGCUGUGAUGAACUGGAACUUAAGGCGUCCUCUGGAUUUUUCUGCUUGAGUUUGAGAAUUCGGGCCCAGCUAUGUUCUGUUAGUAUUCUGCAAUGUGGAUUCUGAGUUUUGUCUUUUGAUCUGAAAUAAACACAGCCUCGCUGUCAAGCAAACAAACGUGUGUGCCUCCGGUCCUCAGUUUCGUCUAGCUUUAUGACCUAAUGCAGCCUCACUAUUAAACGGGCAAGUGAAUGUAUGCACUUGCUGUCCUCAGUGUCGCCUGGCUUUUAAACGCGGCCUCGCUACUAAACAUGCAAACAAACAUGCACCUCCCAUCCUCAGUGUCGUCUGGCUUUAUGAAUAAACGCGGCCUCGCUACUAAACAUGCAAACAAACGUGCACCUCCCAUCCUCAGUGUCGUCUGGCUUUAUGAAUAAACGCAGCCUCGCUAUUAAACAUGCAAAUAAACAUGUGCACCUCCCAUCCUCAGUGUCGUCUGGCUUUAUGAAUAAACGCAGCCUCGCUACUAAACAUGCAAACAAACGUGCACCUCCCAUCCUCAGUGUCGUCUGGCUUUAUGAAUAAACGCGGCCUCGCUAUUAAACAUGCAAAUAAACAUGUGCACCUCCGA